This is a messenger RNA of Corythoichthys intestinalis (scribbled pipefish), 1804 nucleotides long. RefSeq names its product jumonji domain containing 6, arginine demethylase and lysine hydroxylase (gene jmjd6). Lineage: Eukaryota; Metazoa; Chordata; Actinopteri; Syngnathiformes; Syngnathidae. The coding region runs from base 273 to 1481 and encodes 402 amino acids. Gene Ontology annotation, cellular component: cytoplasm; nucleus. The transcript has 6 exons. The record is from RefSeq and is a predicted model, not a curated record. Gene Ontology annotation, biological process: phagocytosis. Gene Ontology annotation, molecular function: P-TEFb complex binding; histone H4R3 demethylase activity.
CUGUGACAAGCACUUGCGAAAGCGUUUUGUGUACCUGAGUCGCCGGCUAACAGAUCAAGCUUCUCAACACGCCAUGCAGACACGUGAAACGUACUCCUCAGUGUCAUAAGAAUCAUCUUUAGAGUUGUUACGGAAUUGUGUUUGACAUGUUUCGACGUCUUAAUCAGGGAAAUAUUUGGUCGGCUGUCUUUCGAUGCGGCUGAGAAGCGAAUGAGUACACAAAGCGUUAGCCCCUGGUUAGCUUAAGUAUCGACGGGAACGAAACGGAAGGAAUGAACCACAAGAGCAAGAAGAGGAUUAAAGAGGCCAAACGCAGUGCCAGGCCAGAGUUGAAGGACUCGCUAGACUGGAUAAAACACGCUUAUCACGAUACAUUUAACGUGUCGCACAGCUCUGUCAAGGACAAUGUGGAACGCGUGGACGCGGUACGUCUGAGCCCUGAAGAGUUCAUCGAGCGCUUCGAGAGGCCCUACAAGCCCGUGGUUCUCCUCCGCUGUCAGGAGUCGUGGCCCGCGCAGCAAAAAUGGACCCUGGAGCGUUUGAAACGCAAGUACCGCAACCAGAAGUUCAAAUGCGGAGAGGACAACGACGGCUACUCCGUCAAGAUGAAGAUGAAAUACUACGUGGAGUACCUAGAGGGCACCCGCGACGAUAGCCCGCUUUACAUCUUUGACAGCAGCUACGGCGAGCACGCCAAACGUCGAAAACUACUGCAAGACUACGAAGUGCCAGUCUUUUUCACUGAUGACCUCUUUCAGUUCGCCGGAGAGAAGCGUCGGCCGCCAUACAGGUGGUUCGUGAUGGGUCCUGCUCGCUCGGGGACGGGCAUCCACAUUGACCCACUGGGCACCAGCGCCUGGAACGCUCUGGUACAGGGCCAUAAGAGGUGGUGCCUGUUCCCCACAAACACGCCACGAGACCUCAUCAAGGUGACGCGAGAGGAUGGCGGCAAUCAGCAGGACGAGGCCAUUACCUGGUUCAACGUGGUGUACCCCCGUACGCAGCAGCCUGGAUGGCCCCCUGAGUUUCGACCACUGGAGAUACUGCAGAAACCCGGAGAGACGGUCUUUGUGCCCGGCGGCUGGUGGCACGUUGUGCUCAACCUAGACACUACCAUUGCUGUCACGCAGAACUUUGCCAGCACUACCAACUUUCCCAUUGUUUGGCACAAAACUGUCCGUGGACGCCCCAAACUGUCCCGCAAGUGGUACAGGAUUUUAAAGCAGGAGCGACCCGAUCUGGCGGCGCUGGCGGACCGAGUGGACCUGCAGGAGUCUACGGGAAUCGCGUCCGACAGUUCCAGCGACUCGUCCUCGUCAUCCUCCAGCUCCUCCGACUCAGACUCCGAUGCUGAGUCGUGCUCAGAAGGGGACGCGGCGUCCCACCGCAGGAAGAAGAGACGCACGUGCGGCUCGGCGGCCAACGGAGACACUCGCGGGAACGACGACUGCCUCAGCAAAGAGAGGAGUUCGUCGCGGUGACAGCCGACGUCGCGGUGACAGGCGCCAUGUCGGCGCAAACUUUUUUUUUUUUUUUUAAACUGUGGUCAAGACGUUCCUGCAGUGAAGAUGUUUAAACUUUCACUAGGAAACCCUCGUGCCUUGUCAAAUAUCAUUUGUGUUGACCAAUAAAAUAUUUUGUAAGACUGAAAUCAUGCUGAGUGAUAUUAAUGUGGUUAGAAUUUCUUGCCGGAACUCCCCGACGUGAAGGUCGCCAUGGAACCAGAAAUUUUAUUCAUUUAUAUAUUUUUUGGGGGGGGGGUCGAAACUACUGAAAUGCAAAGAAAACUGUUUUGGUCAAUUAU